AAUCAUCUACACUUUAUAAAUCACAAAAAAUUGUAAGAUCUUUUUCUAACUAAAUGUUCAUUGAAUAACCAAGAUAGAAAACACUAUGAUUUUUUUUUAUAUAUAUAAGAAAAGAAAUUAAACUACUAAAUUUAUGAAUUUUUUUUACACAUUAGUACUCACUUCCUCACUUGUUUGUUGUAUAGUACUAGUUAAUUUUGUAUUCUCCCACAAGAGACAUGUUAAUUCCUCACUACAGAGAGGCAAUUAGUGUAUAAGCAUGACUCAUCUCUCACUAGUUAUCUCCACUCCCACUUCUACUCUUCCAUUCAAAUGUAGAAUUGAUUCCAAUCCAUCACAACUAAAUCUUGUUUUCGCACCCCCACCACCAAAAUUCAACACCACCAACAUCACAUUACCAUCAUCAUCCGUAGCUAAUUCUAAGAAAUGGAAGAACAUGGUUUCAUUCUUCCAAGGUUUUUCCACUGGUGGUGGCAAAGGAAGGGAUAUCCAGAGCCUCAAAGUUGAGCUCUAUGAAACAAUUUCACCACUUGACCGUGGCGCCGAGGCUACUCUUGAAGAUCAACAACGUGUGGACAAGAUUGCUUGUAAACUUGAGGCUAUGAAUUGUGUUAAGGAGCCUCUUAACUCUGAUUUGCUCAAUGGAAAAUGGGAGCUUUUAUAUACAACUUCUCAAUCAAUUUUGCAAACACAGAGACCGAAAUUCCUGCGACCAAUUGGAAAGAUCUACCAGGCAAUUAAUGCAGAUACAUUGAGAGCUCAGAAUAUAGAAACUUGGCCAUUCUACAACCAGGCCACUGCCAAUUUAGUGCCACUUAACUCAAGAAAGGUAGCUGUCAAGUUUGACUUCUUCAAGAUUGCUAGUCUGAUACCUAUAAAAUCACCCGGGUCUGGUCGCGGUCAAUUGGAAAUUACUUAUUUGGAUGAAGAUUUAAGAAUAUCCAGAGGUAAUAGAGGCAACUUGUUUAUUUUGAAAAUGGUAGAUCCAUCCUACAGAGUCCCUCUUUGAAGUGUGUUCUCCAAGAAUUGCUGCUGGUAGUAGUAGUGGAUGUCUUCAACUUACACUUCUCUACAUGAACUUAUAUGCAACCAACAUUCAAGUCAAGAAACAAAGGUUCACUUUGUCUAGAAUUUGAAUUUCUGUCCUUUUAUGCUAUAUCAAACAAACCGAAAAGUCGAGGCCCCUUGUUUCUUGUGAAACGGAGGGGGUACACGCCCCCCUCUAAAAUCUUUAGCUUAUAAAUUUUGAUUUCGCAUACACAUUGUCAGCCCAUUGCAUAUAUAGGGACGAUGUGUAGCGCUCAACUGGUUUGAACUAAGGAUUAAAAAACAAAUCAUAAAAUAUUGUAAUCAAUAUAAAAUAUAUUCUUAAA
Molecule: messenger RNA, 1373 nt
Organism: Trifolium pratense (red clover)
Lineage: Eukaryota; Viridiplantae; Streptophyta; Magnoliopsida; Fabales; Fabaceae
Product: probable plastid-lipid-associated protein 4, chloroplastic
Exons: 6
Coding region: 260-1009 (249 amino acids)
Source: RefSeq, a predicted model, not a curated record